This is a messenger RNA of Homo sapiens (human), 2571 nucleotides long. It is a transcript of the gene TAMALIN, whose product is annotated as trafficking regulator and scaffold protein tamalin. Gene Ontology annotation, cellular component: perinuclear region of cytoplasm; glutamatergic synapse; postsynaptic density. Bases 1084 to 1881 code for a protein of 265 amino acids. Gene Ontology annotation, biological process: regulation of postsynaptic neurotransmitter receptor internalization. Gene Ontology annotation, molecular function: identical protein binding; PDZ domain binding; small GTPase binding. Lineage: Eukaryota; Metazoa; Chordata; Mammalia; Primates; Hominidae. The transcript is spliced from 8 exons. The record is from RefSeq and is a predicted model, not a curated record.
CGAGGGCCACUGCUCCCUGGACUUCUGUCGGAACCGGACGCAGUGGGAGGGGUCGCAGGGCGCCCGCGGGGCAGGAAGGAUGCGGGCCGCGCCCACCUCUGAGUCCCCUCUGCCAGCCUCUUCCUCUGGCCCCAGGAGACCUGAGGCUCAGAACCUACACAACACCAGGUUAAGAAGAGGGGCCUGGUGGCCUUUCCUCACCCAGCCGCCCUCCUUCGCCCCGGCCCCCAGCUAGCCCCCACACAAUGAACAGCUUGUUGAGAAUUUGCAUUUUAUGAAAAUCAUGUUGAAAGACAAAGGGGUCUCUCUGUGCUGCCCAGUCCUUCCUCCCUGGCCGUUUGGGAACUGUCCCCACCCCUGAGGCCAAUCUGGUUCUGAACCUUCUCUUCCUUGCCUUGGGCAGCUUUGGGGGAGGGUUAGCAAAGGCACAGAACAGAAAGGCCCUGGGCUGUGCAGGCUCCAAAGAAAAGGGCUGCUCUGGGACUGGACCUCCUCCCAGGACCAAAAAGUUAGGGAGGGUGAGAGACUACUUUAGUUUAUCAAGGACCCUGAAGAGACAGGAACCUUCAUCUCUCAUCCUUCCUCCACACCCCCCACCACCACCCCUAAAGAACUCCCAGUCUCGGUCCUUUAGUGAGACUUGCUGACAAGUUUGACAUCUAAGAUGUUUUGUCCCAGAAAGCACAAAAUAUAUGGCAAUGGAGAGAGAGACCCAGGUAUAGCUGGGCACAGCUGGUCACCUGCAGCUGGGAUCCACAACUGGUCCUUGAAACGGCCUGUACCUUAGGAGACCUGGCACCUCUGACCCCACAUUCUGGCUGGGAUUGCCAGCCCUUCGGGACAGGGUCCCUGACCCCAGCCCUCCCAAGCCACUGUCUGUAGCUGAGAAAUUAGAUGGAGAGACCCAACUGGCAGAAGGUCCUCGGAGCACCUUGAUAGGGCUCAGGAUUCCGCUGGAAGAAUCUCAGCCAGAGUCCUGAACAGCAGCGGAAAGUGCUGACGUUGGAGAAGGAGGAUAACCAGACCUUCGGCUUUGAGAUCCAGACUUAUGGCCUUCACCACCGGGAGGAGCAGCGUGUGGAAAUGGUGACCUUUGUCUGCCGAGUUCAUGAGUCUAGCCCUGCCCAGCUGGCUGGGCUCACACCAGGGGACACCAUCGCCAGCGUCAAUGGCCUGAAUGUGGAAGGCAUCCGGCAUCGAGAGAUUGUGGACAUCAUUAAGGCGUCAGGCAAUGUUCUCAGACUGGAAACUCUAUAUGGGACAUCAAUUCGGAAGGCAGAACUGGAGGCUCGUCUGCAGUACCUGAAGCAAACCCUGUAUGAGAAGUGGGGAGAGUACAGGUCCCUAAUGGUGCAGGAGCAGCGGCUGGUGCAUGGCCUGGUGGUGAAGGACCCCAGCAUCUACGACACGCUGGAGUCGGUGCGCUCCUGCCUCUACGGCGCGGGCCUGCUCCCGGGCUCGCUGCCCUUCGGGCCUCUGCUCGCCGUGCCCGGGCGUCCCCGCGGAGGCGCCCGACGGGCCAGGGGCGACGCCGACGACGCCGUCUACCACACGUGCUUCUUCGGGGACUCCGAGCCGCCGGCGCUGCCGCCCCCGCCGCCCCCGGCCCGCGCCUUCGGCCCGGGCCCCGCCGAGACCCCUGCCGUGGGGCCGGGCCCUGGGCCGCGGGCCGCGCUGAGCCGCAGCGCCAGUGUGCGGUGCGCGGGCCCUGGCGGGGGCGGAGGCGGGGGCGCGCCGGGCGCGCUCUGGACUGAGGCUCGCGAGCAGGCCCUAUGCGGCCCCGGCCUGCGCAAAACCAAGUACCGCAGCUUCCGCCGGCGGCUGCUCAAGUUCAUCCCCGGACUCAACCGCUCCCUGGAGGAGGAGGAGAGCCAGCUGUAGGGGCGGGGGCGGGCAGGGAGGUAUUUAUUUAUUUAUUCGCAACAGCCAGCGCUAAAAGAGGGGGAGGCCGAGCCAAGAGGACCCCAGGAGCCCAGAGCAGCGGGAGAGGGUCCUUCCUAGCCUCGGCCCGCCGGGUCGGUUCCUGGCUGGUGUCUGCUGAGGGAGUGGGGGGCCCAGCCCCUUCUCUUCUCCCCCGCCAAACCACAGUGGGAGCUGGGGCAGGGGGAGAGCCAGGCAAUCGGGGGCCAAAGAUGGGGGUGCUCGCCUACAGUCUGCAUCUGUAGUGCCUUGUGGGGUAUCCAGGAACACCCUCCCAGCAGGGGAUGGGAACCCUGUCCCAUGAAGCCCUCUCCUCAGCUUUACUUGCUCCCCCGCCCUUAGCCUUGGGGAGAAAUGGCCCGUGGUGGGCUGACCCCCCACCCUCCACACACACAGUUCCAUGACCCAGCGGGCCCCCAGGGGCAUCAGGUGCUGGUCCUCCUCCCUCCUGGCCUCGACCCCUAAGGGCUUCGCCCCUCCCAGGGGCCUGUAACUAAGUCGGGUCCUGCCAGGCAGGGGGCCUGUGUUCUGUGCCCCUUGGGAGACAGGAACUGGCGAGUUCAGGUGGGGUGGGGACAGCACAGACUGUUCCACCGUUGUGCAUAUUGUUGCUUCUGAACCACAAACUGUAUAAAUGGAUGGUUUUUUGCA